AUGCUGAUGAGAACAAAAAGUCUCCUUGCAAGGGGUUUGGUACGAAACGGCAUGAAUCCAAAAAACCGAAAUUUAUCCGCGGCUUCCUACAUGCCUGCAAUGAUGGCAUGGGCAAAAAGUGUGCAGAUUGGCUGUGCAAUAAACACAUGCGAUCGGUCAUCGGUCCUUGUCUGCCGUUAUAAUCCUGCAGGCAACAUACUCAAUCAGCAGAUAUACCAACCUGGCAGAGUGUGCAGUGGUUGUUUGGGAGCCUGUAACACAUCUGAUGGUCCUUGCAAAAUCUUGUAA
Messenger RNA from Necator americanus (New World hookworm), 288 nucleotides. RefSeq lists its product as uncharacterized. Gene Ontology annotation, cellular component: extracellular region. NCBI's taxonomy places the organism in Eukaryota, Metazoa, Nematoda, Chromadorea, Rhabditida, Ancylostomatidae. The record is from RefSeq and is a predicted model, not a curated record. The transcript is spliced from 4 exons. The coding region runs from base 1 to 288 and encodes 95 amino acids.